CACAAAUCAUUCAUUCUUCAAACAUUCACAAAUCUCUCUCCUUUUUCCCCUCUCUCUUCCUUCCUCACAGACUUCUGUCUGUUUUUUUCCUACUCAGGAAGAAGAAGAAGAAAGAAAAGCACUCUCAAGUCUCAUCACUUCUCAAUUCUCAUACCUCUCUACUACUCAUCAGCUUUCAGAAGAAACCCACUUCAAUUCCCACCAACUUCUCAUAAUGGCGAUCGAGCUCGAGCAGCAGCCCAAACCCUCCGCCGCCGCCGUGGCGCUCUCCAGAAUCGCAGUCUCCGAGACACACGGAGAAGACUCCCCGUACUUCGCCGGGUGGAAGGCCUACGACGAGAACCCGUACGACGAGCUGACCAACCCGACCGGGGUGAUCCAGAUGGGUCUGGCCGAAAACCAGGUCUCCUUCGACCUGCUCGAGGACUUCCUCGAGCACCACUCCGAAGCCGCCACGUGGGGGAAGGGAGCCACGGCCGGGUUCAGGGACAACGCCCUCUUCCAAGACUACCACGGCCUGAAAUCCUUCCGCGGGGCAAUGGCCUCCUUCAUGGAGCAAAUCCGCGGCGGCCGCGCCCGGUUCGACCCGGACCGAAUCGUCCUGACCGCGGGCGCGACCGCGGCCAACGAGCUCCUGACCUUCAUCCUGGCCAACCCGGGCGACGCCCUCCUAAUCCCGACCCCGUACUACCCAGGGUUCGACCGGGACCUGAGGUGGCGGACCGGCGUCCAAAUCGUCCCCAUCCACUGCCACAGCUCCAACAACUUCCAAAUCACCGAAUCCGCCCUCCACGCCGCCUACGACGACGCCGUUUCACGCAACCUCAACGUCCGCGGCGUCCUCGUCACCAACCCUUCCAACCCCUUGGGCGCCACGGUGCAGCGCGCCGCACUGGAGCAGAUCCUCGACUUCGCCGUGGAGAAAAACAUCCACCUCGUGUCCGACGAAAUCUACUCGGGCUCCACCUUCUCGUCCGCCGAGUUCGUCAGCAUUGCCGAGAUCCUCGAGUCCCGCGGCUCCCGCCACGUGGACCGGGAGCGGGUCCACAUCGUGUACAGCCUGUCAAAGGACCUGGGCCUCCCCGGGUUCCGCGUGGGGACCAUCUACUCCUACAACGACGCCGUAGUGACCACCGCCAGAAGAAUGUCGAGCUUCACACUCAUUUCUUCGCAGACGCAGCACCUCCUCGCCUGCAUGCUCUCCGACAAGGAAUUCACCGCCAAAUACAUAAAGACCAACAGGGAGCGGCUGAGGAAAAGGUACGACGUGAUCAUCGCCGGGCUGCGUCGCGCCGGGAUCGAGUGCCUACGUGGCAACGCGGGGCUGUUCUGCUGGAUGAACCUCGGUCCGUUGCUCAAGGAGUUGACCAAGGAAGGCGAGCUGGCGCUGUGGAACCUGAUAGUGAGGGACGUGAGGCUGAAUAUCUCCCCCGGCUCGUCCUGCCAUUGCUCCGAGCCGGGGUGGUUCCGCGUCUGUUUCGCUAAUAUGAGCGAGGCGACGCUCGACGUCGCCUUGGAUAGGCUGCACCAGUUCGUCGACGAGUAUCGACGGACCGGUUCGAGCUAGUAAUAUUGAUGGUGGGAAAAGAAAAGAUUUUUUUUUUUGGUUAAUUGAUUGGUUGGUCACAUACAUAAUGUGAAAAAAAGUGAAAAUAUAAUGUGAAGGGGAGAAAGGGGAAGUGCAUACAGUAUACAGAAAAGUCUGUUAAUGAUUUUUUUUUUCUUUUGGUUUUCUGGAGGACGGGAGGGGAUUUUUUGCUUGCUUUCCUCGAUUGAGCAAGUACUAUACUUUUUUCGUUGUCACAGAAAGUGGAGUUAAUUAUUUUUGUCUCUAUUUUGGAGUGAUACAAAUCCAAUACAAGCUCUCUAUCUCAAACCUGCAUUCAGCACAAUAAACACACAUCAUCAGUAAUCUUUCCUAAUGACUUCAAUUUAUCUCUAGUUGUUAUCAUGUUUCUAAUUAAUCACCAACCAACCGAUGAAGCUAUGGCAUAUGCGAAGCCAGCAACAUUUGCAACUUUUGGUGUAGUAAAAAAAAAACCUAUAUACGUUUGAGUUGAUGAAAAUUGAAUUCAGCACCUUCAGCUAAUAUAAUGAUGUUUUCCUACUAUACAACAACCAAUUACUUGUUUAUUAAUUUACAAAAACGAAAUCUCAAAGAGAAUAAAAACUUAAUUCAAUCUCUUGUCUCUUUAUGGUUGAUGAGAGAUUUGUUGGAUUGAAAGGAAUUAAUUAAUUAUCUCGAGUAAUGGUCAAUACAAAAGUGCAUCAGUCAACCGUCGGUCUAUUUGUUUAUGAAACUAGUUUUAAUUCUACCAGUUGCAACUGCAAGUAUAGAAAGGGCAUUUUCACAUUUGAUUAUAUUAACCACAAGCUUCGAAGUCGAAUUAGCGAUAAAUUUGCUAAUAAUUGUUUAGUGAGAUACAUAAAAGAGACUUACUAUUAAGAGUGUAGACACCAAAUGUACUUUAUGUUUCUUUUAGAAUAUGAAAACAUCGCCCAACCGUCCCAAAACUUGUUUCAAAGCUCUCAUUUAUGAACUAGGACCUAAAACAUCAUAAACAUGCACAAUUAGAGCCUGGAGGUGGCAAAUGGAUUGGAUCCACAUGGAUUGGUGGAUCCAUGGAUCAAAUGGAUUGGAUUGGUUUUUUCAUGGAUUGGAUCAAGUGGAUUGGUGGAUUAUCUUGAAUCCAAAUGACAUCCUCAACCAAGGACCAAUAUGUAAAAUGUGAAAAGUUUAGGUACUAAUAUGUCGUAAUGAAAAAUUUUAGGUGCCAAAAUGUAAUUUUUAAUGAUAUUUUUAGUAUAAAAAAUUAAGAUUUAGGUACAAAAAUGUAAAAUAUAAAAAGUAUAGGUAUCAAACCGUAAUUUGCCAUUUUGAUCCAUGGACCAAUCCAAUUGGAUUUGGAUUUAAAUGGAUUGGAUUAGGUGAAUAUUUUUAGUAGAUUGGUGGAUUGCCACCUCUUUGCACAACCUAGCGUAAAACCAGCUCAAUGCGUAAGAAAAUGAUCACAAAUGCUCAAGAAAUGAAAGAAUAAAUAUGUGUAAUUAACGCGUUAUCAGGUACAUCAGGUACCAAGCUUUUUCUUGUCAGCUUGGUACCCUCUUGGCUCCAGACUUAACCAAAUUUCAUAUCUUGCUACCAAGCCUACCUUGUUGACUUGGUAUCUAAACUUAAUAGUUUUUUAGAGCUACAUUUCAUACCAGUUGUCUUGUUCCAAAGGAGAGAAGGCGUUAGCUUCGAGGUUAUGGAGGCGGUCGGCCACUAGGCUAGGAAGAAGGAGUUUGACCACUUAGCCCAAAACUCACCCAUUAAAGCCCAACUAACUCAUUUAACUUUUUAAUAUCAAAAUAACCUUAUAAAUCCAUUAAAUAUUUUGUAAUUAAACGAUGUAGUACAAAUUGAUCUUUUUGGGUAACCAUCCCCGUGUAUUUUCUCCUUACCUCGUUUGUAUUAUUCGACGACCAAUUUCACUAGUUAUAACAAAAAUCUAAUUAUUUU
Linum trigynum is the source of this 3502-nucleotide messenger RNA. The record is from the annotation of a GenBank genome assembly. NCBI's taxonomy places the organism in Eukaryota, Viridiplantae, Streptophyta, Magnoliopsida, Malpighiales, Linaceae.